This is a messenger RNA of Aspergillus japonicus CBS 114.51, 2964 nucleotides long. Its product is annotated as involucrin repeat protein. The record is from RefSeq and is a predicted model, not a curated record. Lineage: Eukaryota; Fungi; Ascomycota; Eurotiomycetes; Eurotiales; Aspergillaceae. The transcript is spliced from 3 exons. The coding region runs from base 1 to 2964 and encodes 987 amino acids.
AUGAACGGCCUUGAUGUCAGGUCCAGCCUGUCCUCGUACGGCGACCCCAGGCACUCAGCCUCCUACGGCGCUUCGCAACCGCCCCCAACCGGAUUGCUGAUGAACGGCUACCGCGAUGCGUCCGGACCCCAGCAGCCACUGGGCAAGUCCCAAUUCAAUCCGCUGAACACGAACCUACCCCGGAACUCCGCCGUCCUCCACACCCAUGACCCCGUCGCCAUGUACCUGCUCACGGAGACCGCCAUGAGCGACAGCACCCACUACGAGAUCCUGUCGUUGGAGGAAGUGGAAGGACUGAAAAAGGAGCAGAAGUUCGUCAACAGUCGCCUGAACGCCGCGAAACGCAAACUGGCCCUGGAGACGAAAUUGCGCGACGCCGCCAUGUCGCUGAGCCGGCUGUACACGCCCAAGAGUCCCUCCUUCAACGGCCGGGAGGACCCCGAAGCCUCCUCUCCGCGGUCCCAACGAAGCCUGCUCGGACACAAUGAGACCACCAUGGACAAGACGGACGAAGAGCUGGCGCUGAGCACCCGCAAGUGCGAAGAGCUUUCGCAGGAGAUCUGGGACCUGGAGCGCCGGCUGCAGCAGGUCAAUAGCCGGCUGCUGGAGCACACGGCUGGGAUCCUGCAGAUGACGCACAAGGGCUUGAAGAAGAAUCUCAAGAAUAAUGUGCCCCACACCCCGGAGAGUCUGUCUAGCCAUCACACCCGAGAUAGUAUCGAUGGGUUUGAUGAUCGGAGCUUCUACAAACCGUCGGGUCAUCUGGAAGAGCACACCGGACAGGGGCUGCAUGGACUUGGGUUGGAGGCUGUUCAGGAUACGGAGAAACGGUUGGAGUAUCUGAGUGGGAGGGUGUAUGACUUGAUCCUACAGUCUAAUUCUGCUGGAGAGCUCGAGCCAGUCCCGCAGCCACCCCCUGGGGCUACUCCAACUGCAGCGAUGGAAGCGUACGUAGCUUAUAUUGAGAAUGCCCUGGAAAGUCUUAGUGCGCACCCCGCAGGCAGCCAGUCUCAGACACGGUCUCUGGAUGAUGAGUCCGGGCAGCAGCUCGGCGAGCUCAACGCGCGACUCCAUCAGAUUGUCCAGCAAUCGGGCAUGCCGGGCGCCCAGACUCUUCCUCCGCCGCCCGACUCUUCCAGCGCAGACCAGACGGAGCAUUUCUCUUACCUCCAUGCCGGUCUCAAUGGGCUGGAAGACCGACUCGAGAAGCUCUUCGAGCAGAAGAGCAUCUUGACCACUCAAAUCCAACAGCAGCGCGAAUUGAACUCCAAGUCCGACGCCGAAAGAGACGCACACAUCGCGGACCUGAUGCAACAACUGGCGCAUGUCCGGAAAGACCUCGAAUUCUCCGAGAACGAGGGCCAACGGACGAGAGAUGAUCUGGAAGACGCGAUGAACCAAGUAGCGACCCUGCAAAAAGAGCUGGCAGACCAUCAAGAAAAGCACGUCAUGGAGGAUACCUCGAAGGCUCUGACCACGGAGCAGGAAGCUCGUGCGCGCGCCGAAGCUGAGGUUGAACGCUUGGAAAAGGUCCUGGAAGAUCUCAAGAGGGAACAGGAUGCUCAGGCUCAGGCUCAUGAGGCACGCGCGCACGCCGAGAGUGAGGUCGCUCGUCUGGAAGCCCACAUCGGAGAAAUCCAAUCACACCAUGAUGCUCGCCUUGAAGAGCUCACCACUGCACGUUCCGCGGCGGAGAGUGAAACGACACGGUUGCAGGCGGCCCUUGAACAACAUCAGAGUGAGGCUACCCAGUUGCAGGCGGCGCUUGAGCAGCAUCAGAGUGAAGCCACUCGGUUACAAGCAGUGCUCGACCAACACGGGGAGGAAGCCGAUUCCAAGAGCAGAGCGCUUACAGAAGCUCAUCUGGAACAGCUCCAAUCACAAGCCGACGCUCACACGGAGGAGCUGACUGCCUUGCGCUCAAAGACCGAUGGCGAAAUCACGCGUCUUCAAGAGAUCAUUGACGAACUCCAGAGUACGGCAAACAAUCAAGCGGAGGCCACGGAAGCCCGUCAGCACGCCGAGCAACAGAUCUUGGAGUUACGAACUACGCUCCAGCAGACCCGCAAUGAGGCAGAUGCUCAAGUCAAAGAGGCUCUCGACGCCCGAGCGCAAGCCGAGAGUGAGGUUGCUCGGCUGGAAGAAUCCCUGGCUCAAUUCCGCGUCAGUGUGGAAGCUCAGCUGAAAGAGGCCACAGAUGCCCGCAUCGACGCCGAGAACGAGGUUGCACGGCUAGAGACCGUUCUAAGUCAGCUCCGCGCCGACGUCGAAGCUCUGGAGGCUCGCGUCACGGAAGUGACCGUGGCGCGCGCUGAAGCAGAGAACAACUCGUCACGUCUGCAGGCUGAACUGAGAGAGAUGGAGGGUGAAGUCGUCCGUGCCCAGACCGAGCUGACGAUGGCCAAGGCGGAGCUGGACGGUGCAUAUGGGUCGCGAGCCCAGCGAGCGGCCGACAUCGCCGCGAAUCCUGCCAUCCAGAGGGAGUUUGAUGAGCUGAACACGCGCAACCUGGAGCUGGCCGAAGAGCUUGCAGCCCUCAAGGCGGGCAAGCCUGGUGGUGAUCUCCAGCACCGGGUGGACUUGCUGGAGAGAGAGCUCCGAGAUACAGUGGACGAUUACGAAGUAAUGACCAAGGCCAGCAUCGAGUUCGAAAAAGAACGCGAGCAGUUCGAGGGAGUCAUCGAUACCCUGCGCGACCGUUGUGAACAACUGGAGACGCAGCUCAAUGAGGAACGAAUCAACUGGAUGGGCAGCGGACGCGAUGGCCAUGAGACCACUUCUACCAUGGUGCUCAAGAAUGAGUUUAAGAAGAUGAUGCGAGACACGCGGUCCGAGAACCUGAAGAUACGCAAGGCGGAACACGACGAACGCCGUCGGCUGGAGGCUCAAAUCCGAAAUCUGAACAAGGAUAUUGCGAACUUGACUGGCAAGCCGCCCUUGGGCCAGCCUGUCGUCACAGCUUGA